Messenger RNA from Dichotomopilus funicola, 954 nucleotides. RefSeq lists its product as uncharacterized. Lineage: Eukaryota; Fungi; Ascomycota; Sordariomycetes; Sordariales; Chaetomiaceae. The coding region runs from base 1 to 954 and encodes 317 amino acids. The transcript has 2 exons. The record is from RefSeq and is a predicted model, not a curated record.
AUGCUCCUCCUCUCAGCAGCAAACAUCACCUUUCUCCUCCUAUCCGCCAUCUCCCCCUACGCCGCCGACUGUCUCGUCACCGCCACUGCCCAAACCCUCCACCUCUUACUCGUCCAGGCUCAGCAGUCCCACCUCAUCAUGCACUGGACCCUGGGUCUCGGUCUGGCGCUGGCUAUUGCCCGGGCCUCGGCUUUGGAUGAGGUCCCGGCUGGAUCUCUAGCUGGGAUGGGGGGUGGGCAUGGGGGGGAGACGUUGUAUACCGUGCUGCGGGUUACGACCGCGUCGUCGAAUGAUGAGAUAAGACGGGCGUAUGAGGAGGUUGUGGAGGGGGUGAUGGCGGAGAAGAACCAGUCUUUUGUCUCCCGACUGCUGUGGAAACAGUGGAAUCCCUUUGCAAACCCUAACCCUCACCCUCCUCGCCUUUCCGUAAAUACCCCUGAUUUUACCCCUGAAAGCAGCACAACCACCAGCACAACCCACGACAAGCGCAAGACAGACACCGACACAGACCCCCGCAUCAAAAUAUACAAAACAGCCUACAAAACUCUCACACACCCCUACACCCGAUGUGUCUACCACCGUGAGGCCAACCUGCCCGAGUGGACGGGCCGGGUACCGCAGUCGUGUUGGAAGCAGAGGAUUGCGGGCCCGAACUCCGAUACCAAAGCCAACACCGAUGCUGAUACCGAUACCCAAAACCACUGGCUCCUCGACCUGUUGCAACUCCUCCUGGAAGUCCUUCUCGCCGUCUGUCUGGCAGAGUAUAUAUCCACACACAUCGAGUCUGCACUAGACGCUGUGCGAGACAGAGGGCAGGUGUAUCUUGAUCGGCUGAAGGUCGCGUGGCAAGACUGGGAGUGGGAGGGCUUUGGGAGGGUUGUCGCGGUUGUUAAGGCUGUUGAGGCGGGGGUGUAUCCUGUUGUUGUGUCGGCGGGGGAGAUUGUGAGAGGAUGA